AUGUCCAAGAAGCUGACCGGCGCCUCCGAAUGGGCGGGUGCCCCUCCUGCCUCCGAGGGCGGAUUCGCCUUUGCCAACGGCGAGUUCUUUGCCGAGGCCACGGGCCAGAACCGCCAUCGCCGUGCCACCAUCCCCGAGCUGAAGGAUCAGAUCGCGUCCGGUACUGACAAGGACCACCCCGCCCACUGGUUCGAGGCCCAGCUUCUCCACUACGGCCUCAAGCCGUCAAAGACAAAGUCGGUGGCCCGGAUGCGCCUGCUCGACGCUGUCAACGGGAGCGACCUGGCCGUCCCGGAUCACGUCUCCAAGUUGGAAAAGAAGCUCAGGACGGUGUGGACCAAGAGCGAGAGGGAAGCCAAGAAGAAAGCCGUCACCCCGGCUGCGAGUAAAGGCGCCGCCAGCACUGCCAGCGCCGCAGGAGGAGCGAAGAGGAAAGCAGAGCCUGAGAAGUCAACCCCACGAAAGAAACCCCAGCCUGCUGCAAACAAGGCCAAGCCCACUCCUGCCAAGCUAGAUGAGCCUACGCCGAGCAAGCCCCGAGCGAAGCAGACUGCCAGGCGCGGUGGUACUGCAGCGAGCGGACCAAGUCGAGGCUCUCCUAUCACCGCUACAUCACAAGCAUCUGCCAUGGCAAGACAAACUGCCAGGCGUGGCGGUACUGCUGCAAGCGGACCAAGUCGAGGCUCUCCUAUUACCACCACAUCGCAAGCAUCUGCCAUGCCAAGACAGACAGCCCGUCGCGGUGGUGUUGCUGCGAGCGGACCAAGCCGAAGCGCUUCGAUUCCCUCUGCAUCGCAGGCAUCUACCAUGCCAAGGCAGACGGCCCGUCGUGGCGGAUCUCGUGCGACUGCAAGAAAUCCACCUUCCCAAUCAAAAGGCUUCCCUUCGGGCGGAAUUGAAGUCUCGAGCGACGACGACGAUCCCCCACCACCAUAUAGCAUGGUCGAAGAUGAUGAACUCGCCCCCCUAGGACUACUGAACGGAGAUUACCACAUUCGCAGCUCAGACGUAACAGAUCAAUGGGACCAUUUUGGCUCCGAGUUUGACCUCACCCUCACCAUAUCUGGCAGGCAGCUCUGGGGUCGCUUUGAUCUGGGUGUCAUCGAAGGGAUCAUGCAUUUCUCCGAGCGACCCUGGGCUUCGUCUGAAGAGGGCCUGCCGUUCACCUGGCGUGGCAGAGAGAACGAGGGACCCAUAUUCUACGGUGGCCAUAACAAAGGCGAGAUUCGGUUUCUGGGUGGCGGUGUUAUCGAGGGUCGGUUCGACUACCAAGGCCUUGAAUUCGACGGUCGCAGGAUACCUGAUCAGGGAACAAGGAGCUCUGUCAGCGCGUCAAAUAUGGAGCAAGAAUGGGGGGAGUAUAAUGAGGAUCGGUAUGAGGAGGAGAAUCGGGCACGCUGGUAG
Molecule: messenger RNA, 1404 nt
Organism: Clonostachys solani
Lineage: Eukaryota; Fungi; Ascomycota; Sordariomycetes; Hypocreales; Bionectriaceae
Source: the annotation of a GenBank genome assembly